This is a messenger RNA of Pyrus x bretschneideri (Chinese white pear), 3542 nucleotides long. RefSeq names its product ATPase 8, plasma membrane-type. Gene Ontology annotation, molecular function: ATP hydrolysis activity; ATP binding; P-type proton-exporting transporter activity. The transcript is spliced from 13 exons. Gene Ontology annotation, cellular component: plasma membrane. Gene Ontology annotation, biological process: regulation of intracellular pH; proton export across plasma membrane. The record is from RefSeq and is a predicted model, not a curated record. Bases 350 to 3193 code for a protein of 947 amino acids. Lineage: Eukaryota; Viridiplantae; Streptophyta; Magnoliopsida; Rosales; Rosaceae.
CCAACUUAUCCGUGGAAACCGAAACGGCGAAACGAAACUCCAAAACAAGAGCAGCAAUCGACGGGCAGCCCUGCGUUGCCCCCCUCCCACAUCUCCUAUAAAUUUCGAGGCGGCUGAGGGGCACAACUUAGGCCAUCAGGGGAAAAAGGGACAGAGUUAGGCUGCCGACAAAUCCUAUUCGUACUUUCUUUUACUUUCCGUUUCUCUCUUCCUCGUGUCUCUUCCGACGAGGAGGCCCAGAGGUUGAGAGCACUCCUUGUGGCGCAUUUCGUGGUGGGGAAGCAGUGAAACAGCGGAGCUCUUUCGGGCCUGAGAGCCUAAGAAGGCGGUGUUGUGCCGUCGGUCAAUCAUGGCCAACAUCUCCUUAGAAGACGUCAAGAACGAGAACGUCGACCUCGAGCGAAUCCCCGUUGAGGAAGUUUUCGAGCAGCUGAAAUGCACGAAAGGUGGAUUGACGGCCGAGGAAGGCCAGAAGCGGCUGCAGAUCUUCGGCCCGAACAAGCUUGAGGAGAAGAAGGAGUGCAAGGUCCUCAAGUUCCUGGGAUUUAUGUGGAAUCCUCUAUCAUGGGUCAUGGAGUGCGCUGCUAUCAUGGCCCUGGUUUUGGCCAAUGGAGGGGGCAAGCCAACUGACUGGCCAGACUUCGUCGGUAUUAUGGUGUUGUUGCUCAUCAACUCAACCAUCAGUUUCAUCGAGGAAAACAAUGCCGGAAAUGCUGCGGCAGCUCUGAUGGCUAGUCUUGCCCCUAAGACUAAGGUCUUGAGGGAUGGAAAAUGGGGGGAGCAAGAGGCAGAAAUCCUGGUGCCAGGAGAUGUGAUCAGCAUCAAGUUGGGAGAUAUCGUCCCAGCUGAUGCGCGUCUCUUGGAAGGUGAUCCUCUCAAGAUUGACCAGGCUGCUCUCACCGGUGAGUCCCUUCCUGUUACCAGGAACCCAGGAGAUGAGGUAUUCUCUGGCUCUACCUGCAAGCAGGGUGAGAUCGAAGCUGUUGUCAUUGCCACCGGUGUCCAUACCUUCUUCGGAAAGGCUGCUCACCUUGUGGAUAGCACCAACCAAGUGGGUCACUUCCAAAAGGUGUUGACAUCCAUCGGAAACUUCUGCAUAUGCUCCAUUGCUGUGGGAAUGGUAAUUGAGAUCCUGGUGAUGUAUCCAAUUCAGCACAGGGCAUACAGAGAUGGUAUUGACAACCUGCUGGUGCUUCUGAUCGGAGGUAUCCCGAUUGCCAUGCCCACGGUCUUGUCCGUGACCAUGGCUAUUGGGUCUCACCGCCUUUCACAGCAAGGCGCCAUCACCAAGAGGAUGACAGCCAUUGAAGAGAUGGCUGGGAUGGACGUCCUUUGCAGUGAUAAGACCGGUACCCUCACCCUCAACAAGCUUACCGUCGAUAAGAGUCUAAUUGAGGUGUUCCCGAAGAACGUGGAUAAGGAUGGCGUGGUGUUGCUCUCUGCUAGGGCCUCCAGGGUUGAAAACCAGGACGCCAUUGAUGCCUCGAUUGUUAAUAUGUUGGCCGACCCUAAGGAGGCAAGAGCAGGAAUCACUGAGGUGCAUUUCCUGCCCUUCAAUCCCGUCGACAAGCGCACAGCAAUCACCUACAUCGAUGCCAAUGGCGACUGGCACAGAUGCAGCAAGGGUGCACCUGAGCAAAUCAUUGACCUUUGCGAUCUCAAGGGAGAAGCAAGGAAGAAGGCCCAUGCUGUCAUUGACAACUAUGCAGAACGUGGUCUCCGCUCAUUGGGAGUUGCUCGACAGACAGUUCCUGAGAAGACAAAGGAGAGCGCUGGCAAUCCAUGGGAGUUUGUCGGUUUACUGCCUCUCUUUGAUCCUCCCAGGCACGACAGUGCUGAGACUAUCCGUCGUGCUCUUGAGCUCGGUGUAAAUGUUAAGAUGAUCACUGGUGACCAACUUGCCAUUGGGAAAGAGACUGGUCGCAGGCUUGGCAUGGGAACUAACAUGUAUCCGUCAUCCACCCUUCUAGGACAGAGCAAGGACGAGUCCAUUGCCUCCAUGCCUGUUGAUGAGCUCAUCGAAAAGGCUGAUGGAUUCGCCGGAGUCUUUCCUGAGCACAAGUACGAGAUUGUAAAGAAGCUACAGGAGAGGAAGCAUAUCUGCGGGAUGACUGGAGAUGGUGUGAAUGAUGCCCCGGCGCUCAAGAGGGCGGACAUUGGUAUUGCCGUGGCAGAUGCAACUGACGCAGCCAGGAGCGCGUCGGACAUUGUCCUGACAGAGCCAGGGCUGAGUGUGAUUGUGAGUGCCGUCUUGACAAGCAGAGCCAUCUUCCAGAGGAUGAAGAACUAUACAAUCUACGCUGUUUCCAUCACAAUCCGUAUUGUGGUGGGAUUCAUGCUCGUUGCUCUCAUCUGGAAGUUCGACUUCUCGCCUUUCAUGGUCUUGGUUAUCGCUGUCCUGAACGAUGGGACUAUCAUGACCAUCUCCAAGGACAGAGUGAAGCCGUCUCCUCUCCCUGACUCAUGGAAGCUCAAGGAAAUCUUCGCCACUGGCGUUGUCCUUGGAACCUACAUGGCUGUCAUGACCGUGGUCUUCUUUUGGCUUGCAAAUAGCACCAACUUCUUCGGAAAACAUUUUGGAGUGCACAAUAUCUCAGACAACCCGAAACAGCUUAACUCGGCUAUCUACCUACAAGUGAGCAUCAUCAGCCAAGCGCUCAUCUUCGUGACUCGAUCAAGGAGCUGGUCCUUCGUCGAACGCCCUGGUCUCAUGCUUAUGGUCGCCUUUCUUGCAGCUCAGUUGGUGGCCACGCUCAUCGCUGUGUACUGCAGCUGGGGCUUUGCCAGAAUCGAAGGCGUUGGAUGGGGAUGGGCCGGUGUCAUCUGGAUCUACAGCAUCGUCACCUACUUCCCCCUCGAUAUCUUCAAGUUCAUUAUCCGCUACGCAUUGACCGGGAAGGCCUGGGAUAACAUUGUCCAGAACAAGACCGCCUUCACAUCGAACAAUGACUACGGAAAGGGGGCAAGAGAAGCGCAAUGGGCGUCAGCUCAGCGUUCGCUCAGCGGUCUCCAGCCUCCGGAAGCAUUGUUCCACGGCAACCACGGGGAGCAGGCGGAGCUAGCUGAGCAGGCCAAGAGGCGCGCGGAAGUCGCUAGGCUGAGGGAACUGCACACGUUAAAGGGACACGUCGAAUCAGUGGUUAAGCUGAAGGGGCUAGACAUUGACACCAUCCAACAACACUACACUGUUUAGAACACUUGCUGAAAAGGCAAAGGUGGACGCAAGGAGUGCUCAGAGAGAAGCUGCAACGAUAUAUAUAUAUAUAUAUUUACAAAUAUAUAGUAUUUAUAUAUAUUUUAUGUUAUGAAAGUAGAGAUGGUAAAUGCUGGGAAAGCCAGCUGAAUGGAUUUGUCUUUAUAUUAGAUAUUGGAAAAAACUAAAACUCUUUGGGAUGGAAUGAAGAUGAAUUAUUGGGGUUAUUUUCUACUUUUUUUUUAAGAUAGGCUAAAAAAUUCAUGUGUUUAAGGUACACUAUCCUCUCACCUUUUUAUUUUAUUUUUUGUUUUUUUAUUUUUAUAAGAAUGAGGGAUUGUAUUGCCUA